Durusdinium trenchii is the source of this 825-nucleotide messenger RNA. Lineage: Eukaryota; Dinophyceae; Suessiales; Symbiodiniaceae. The record is from the annotation of a GenBank genome assembly.
UGUACAUCGUAAGAACUGCAGACGCUACCAUCGUAAGAGCUGCAGACGCCACCAUCGUGGCGCACAACAGUCUGGCGCACCCCCAGUCCCCCAGUUCAGUCUGCAUAAGUCGAACAAUCAAGCCCCAGCUCCCACACCUGAUGAGGAGUUCUGGACAUGCUAGUGCAAGGCUUUGUUUGCGUCAAGUGGAACUUCACCGUUCCGUGGUGUUGGUUCUUCUUGCCGGAAAAUCCGCGUCCAGCGAAACCGUGUCUUCUUUCAGUAGCUAUUUGGUCAAGGAAUUCUAUGUUCGUCGAGGGUCUUAAGCCGCCAUGGAGACUCUUCUCUCGCCGCCUUUGCCCUCGGGUCCAAAGCCGGGCAAGCGCCGACCCAGCUUCCUCUUGCGGGAGGAGGUGAUCGGUAGCACGAUGAAGGAGCUUCCGGGCACCUUUCAUCCAAAGGCUCCGAAGAGUUCCAAACGGAUGCCACGACCCUGCGUGCCCACCUGCGACCAGGUCAGCGAUGGGGUCGAGGCAUUGCCCGAGCUUUUGGCGGGUGGGGUCGAAGCUCGGGGCAUCAGCUUGGAUGAGCCAAGAGGAGGUUAUGGCCAGGUCGAGGAAGAAGCAGAUCAAUCGCCAUUGGCAUUUUCAUCCAAUGGCCGUGAGAAGAAACAGGUGCGAUUCCAGUUGGACUCGGUGGCCGAAAGGCCCGAGCACGCGGUGUAUCCUGGAGAGAGUGAGCCGGUGCUCCAAAUGACCUUGGCCCAGCUUCUGGGCCGAUUGGGGUGGAGUGGACCGUUCGAGAGGACGAAGAAGUAAACGAGCAUGAACUGGCAAGCAGCCUCCC